AUGUGCUACGUGAACUCGGCACCCUCCUUGCAGAAUCGCUCAUUCCCUGUCCCUCCUCCUGUGUGCGGCGCCGCCGCUGCGUACAGACCACAUCUCGUCGCCCUCCUCCACAUCUCCGGCCAAGGCGCUCACUUUUUCGGCCGUCCUCCACAUCUCCUCGCCCUCCUCCACAUCUCCGGCCAAGGCACUCACUUCUCCGGCCGUCCUCCUCAUCCUCCACCCCAUCCACUUCCUGUUCUCCAAGACUGCAACAUGGUGCUCGGCGGCUGCGGCAACGUAGCUGAUGGAGCGCGAGCCGACCAGUUCAACGGAGGCAGUAGCACGGGGCAGCGGCAACAGCAUGGAGGGUGUCCGCUUGACUGGGAAGGUGAUGGAACUGCAAAUAGGAGUGGCAGCUGCAACCAUGAUGCAAGUGCAAUUGGUUCCCAAAGCUCUUGGAAAGGUAACAUACUAACAUGAUAUGAGCUGUGAGAUUGCAUGGGGUUCUUAUAGAGCUCUAAUUUAGUUCAAAU
This is a messenger RNA of Triticum dicoccoides, 512 nucleotides long. RefSeq lists its product as uncharacterized. The record is from RefSeq and is a predicted model, not a curated record. Lineage: Eukaryota; Viridiplantae; Streptophyta; Magnoliopsida; Poales; Poaceae. The transcript is spliced from 3 exons. Bases 1 to 459 code for a protein of 152 amino acids.